Molecule: messenger RNA, 1143 nt
Organism: Periconia digitata
Lineage: Eukaryota; Fungi; Ascomycota; Dothideomycetes; Pleosporales; Periconiaceae
Source: the annotation of a GenBank genome assembly
UUGAUCGCUAGAGUGCCCGCUGCCCGAAAGUUUGUUGAGAUCUGCAGAUUCCUUAAAAAGCCGUGGGUGCCCAUGGAUGAAAUCGCAGCCUUGUCGAACUUUGUUUUCUCUCGGGCGAAGAACUGGACGAUUAGUACAAUGCUGCGACUGUCACGCCUCCUCUUCUGCGCCACGGUCACCGCCGCGGCGUCUACCAUCUUUUCGUCAUGUAAAACGAAUGCCGAUAACGAAGGCGUCGGCAGCUCCACCAGCCAAUUUACGGGCGAGGUGUGUUUCAAAGUCAAUGUACCCGAUCAAACCGCGUCGUCCUCGGAUCUUGGAAUCGUGUAUAUCCAGAUAUCAGGGACAAAGCAGGAUCUGUCGUGGAUUGGGAUGGGGACUGGGAGCAGCAUGUCCGGCUCGACAAUGUUCAUUAUAUACGCCAAUGGGAACGGGAACGUGACGCUUUCUACGCGCGAGGCGCAGGGGCAUUUCAUGCCUAGCUAUAGUGGUGCCAUACAAGCGGCGUUGCUUGAUGGAUCGGGUGUCUCAUUCGGAACUCUGACUGCAAAUAUUAGGUGCGAAAAAUGUCCUGUAUCGCAAGACAAAUGGAUAUGGGCAGUAGCUCCAGGCCAAGCUGUGAAAAAUGGAGCAGAUCGGGACACGUCUAUUCAACAACACUCUGCCAAUGGGAAACUCGCAGUGAACAUCCAAAACGCAAAAGGUGGGAGGGACCAAAAUCCUUUUGUCGGCGAAAGUACUGGAAGCACACCCAACGACACUUCCAGCAACACACCGAACGGCGCAAGUUCGGGAGCUCCUCCAGAUACGCCUGCUCCGACUUCAAAGUCUCUGUCGGGAGGAGCGAUAGCGGGAAUAGUUGUCGGGGCUGUAAUGGGUCUGCUCGUAAUCCUAGGCAUCUUCUUUGUUAUACGGAGGAGGAGACAGAAGGCAAAGUCUAUACCGAUCGAAGAAAAUCAAGCGGAAUGGGAGAAGCCCGAAAUCGAUGGCAGAUCUGUGCCUUUUAUUGAGCUUCCAACAGGGAGAGAUGCACACGAGAUCGAGGCCAAGCCGAUGGACCCGGUGGAAUUACCCGCGGGAACCUCCCAUGAUACCCAUUGGGGUGGUGAAACUGAGAAUCGGGGCGAUGCUCCAGUACGCUGA